GCGGUCACGAUCCGUUCGCUACGAAUGCUACGAAACUACUUUAGCUUAGAGAUAAAAAGUGUGUGUAUAGUAAAAUAGAUUUUAGUGUUACUAAUUUUAGUGUUUGUGUUUAGUGAGUGAACAUGAACCGGUGUUCAAGUUGCGGAAACAGCGAACGAUGACCGUUAUAUUUUGCAGAUUAUGAGGUGGCGCGAACGCAGCCUCGCCCAGGCGCCAUGUGGUGCGCAUGCGUGUUCCUGCUCGCUCAGAUAGUCGUGUGCCAGUUUGCUACAGAUAACCCAACAACACUAACAUUAGAAGAGCAAACAGUCUCAUCAUUCUACCCUCUGAGCUCGGCUCAAUCCCCGGCGCCAAUAAUGCUGCGCCUGGGCAAAUCGACCAUCGACAGCACAAAAUCCUUCAAAGUACCUCAGCCGUCUCCACAGCCAACAAGUCAGCCGAGUUCAGACCGGCCGGCGGCUUUGGGCAAAGUGGUGGUGCCUCACGUCGUAUCAGUGUCUAGGAACACAUACUUCGACCACGAUCGGAGAUACGGGCCGACGUUCGAAGAUGUGCCUGACGGGAACGUGACCAAGAUAACUGUGCAGCUGGGAGAGGAUGCGCAUUUGAACUGCAGGAUCAGCUUGCUUCAGGAUAAAACGGUAUCCUGGGUCCGUCGCCGAGGGAGAGAUGAGAUGCCAGAACUCCUCACAGUCGGUGCAGUGACGUAUGCCGCCGACGACCGCGUGUCGGUUGCCAAGCGGUAUCCAGGCAACUGGCGACUACUCAUCAGGGAGGUGAAACCGGCUGACGAAGGAGUAUAUGAGUGCCAGAUAUCUACUCACCCACCGAGAGUCAGCAGGACUUAUCUGCAUGUGAACACUCCACAAGUGUGGGUAGUCGACGAGGCCGGGAACCCUCUGCUAGAGAAGUUUUACGAGGCCGAAUCCACAUUGGCUCUGGUCUGCCGAGCAAGACAUGUGGAGACCCCAGCAGUCCUUAUUUGGCUGCACGAAGGAAGGGCUCUCAAUGCUGAUACUACUAGAGGAGGAAUCAGUGUGAAAACGGAGCAGGUCCCCGGCGGUGCGGACAGCCUGCUUCGCCUCGCGCGAGUCAACAGCAGCGACGCAGGCAACUACACUUGUGCAGUGCGCGGCGCGCGCCCGCACACGGUGUCGGUGCACGUUCUCAAUGAAGAAAGCCUAGCCGAGCUCCACGCCGGUUCUGCCCACCACCCGCUCUCAACAGCAACAAUAACGGUAUCGCUAAUAACGUUAACCGUUAUAACGUACGACGUAACGUUAUCGCCCGCGCUGCUCAUCGCGUCCCUAGUCUACGCUACAAAAGACGUGUUGAAAGACAAUGUUAUGGUUCUACCCACGUGAUAAUUAAAUAUGUAUAUAAAUUAAGAGGUUAUUGAAUAAAUAUAAUUAACGGUUACGGGGA
This is a messenger RNA of Leguminivora glycinivorella, 1425 nucleotides long. RefSeq lists its product as uncharacterized. The transcript is spliced from 7 exons. Bases 216 to 1364 code for a protein of 382 amino acids. The record is from RefSeq and is a predicted model, not a curated record. Gene Ontology annotation, biological process: synapse organization. Lineage: Eukaryota; Metazoa; Arthropoda; Insecta; Lepidoptera; Tortricidae. Gene Ontology annotation, cellular component: neuron projection membrane.